This is a messenger RNA of Eleginops maclovinus (Patagonian blennie), 1474 nucleotides long. RefSeq names its product calcium/calmodulin-dependent protein kinase type II subunit alpha-like. Bases 1 to 669 code for a protein of 222 amino acids. Gene Ontology annotation, biological process: protein phosphorylation. Gene Ontology annotation, molecular function: protein kinase activity; ATP binding. NCBI's taxonomy places the organism in Eukaryota, Metazoa, Chordata, Actinopteri, Perciformes, Eleginopidae. The record is from RefSeq and is a predicted model, not a curated record. The transcript is spliced from 9 exons.
AUGAGGCCUGUCAUUUAUCAUAGGGGAGCGUUUUCCGUGGUGCGCCGCUGUGUGAAGGUUCUGUCGGGACAGGAGUACGCCGCCAAGAUCAUCAACACCAAGAAGCUCACGUCCAGAGAUCAUCAGAAGCUGGACCGUGAAGCUCGGAUCUGUCGCUUACUGAAGCACCCCAACAUCGUUCGGCUCCAUGACAGCAUCUCAGAGGAGCUUCAUCAUUACCUCAUCUUCGACCUGGUAACAGGUGGAGAGUUAUUUGAAGAUAUUGUAGCCCGAGAGUAUUACAGUGAAGCUGACGCCAGUCACUGUAUCCAGCAGAUUCUGGAGGCCGUGCUUCACUGUCACCAGAUGGGCGUCGUCCACCGAGACCUGAAGCCAGAGAACCUGCUGUUAGCAUCGAAGUCUAAAGGAGCGGCGGUGAAACUCGCCGACUUUGGCCUCGCCAUCGAGGUGGAGGGAGAACAGCAGGCAUGGUUCGGCUUUGCAGGGACCCCAGGUUACCUGUCCCCAGAGGUUUUGAGGAAGGACCCUUAUGGGAAAGCAGUGGACCUCUGGGCCUGUGGUGUGAUUCUCUACAUCUUAUUGGUCGGUUAUCCUCCGUUCUGGGAUGAAGAUCAACAUCGUCUCUACCAGCAGAUCAAAGCUGGAGCCUAUGAUGUAGGUCACCUGUAGGUUACUCACCUGUAGAUCACCUGUUGGGUAGAUCACCUGUUGUUCAUGCCACCUGGAGGUCACCUGUUGGUCAUCCCACCUGGAGAUCACCUGUACAGCGUCUCACCUGUAGGUUAACUGUAGAUCCACUGCAGGUUACUCACCUGUAGAUCAUGUGUAGGUCACCUGUAGAUCACCUCAUCAUGUCCAGCAGUGGCCAAGUCAGUAGGGGCUUGGACUGGGAAUCGUAGGGUCGCCGGUUCAAGUCCCCGAACAGACUUGAAAUAUGGAAAGUGGACUGCUACUUGGAGAGGUCCCAGUUCACCUCCUAGGCCCUGCUGUGGUGCCCUUGAGCAAGGCACUGGACACCUCCAAUCCCCCCUCCCCAUUGCUCCCCGGGCGCUGCACAAUAGCUGCCCACUGCUCCUAGUACUAGGAUGGGUUAAAUGCAGAGGACCAAUUUCACUGUGUGCUCUGCUGUGUGCAUGCAUGUGACUAAUAAAGAGGUUUUCAUCUGGAGAUUGUCGUGGAAAUUCCACACUUAAUCACCUUCUUCUGGUAAGGAAAGAACAAAUCUACAAGCUUCAAAUCAAAAGGUAUGAAGGACAGAUACCCUGCACAACCAAAGUAGUACAAGGAUCUGACCCCGAUCAAACAUUAAACCAGAUGCUUAAGGGGAAGGAAGGAGGGGAAACUGCCAAUCAGAUUCUACAUUCUACAUUCUACAUUCUGACUGUGCAUCACCUGUGGAUCACCUGUGUAUCACUUGUGGAUCACCUGUAGAUCACCUGUGCAUCAGCUAGAGAUCACCUGUAGCUGUUUUUCU